This is a messenger RNA of Spea bombifrons (plains spadefoot toad), 3903 nucleotides long. It is a transcript of the gene EMSY, whose product is annotated as EMSY transcriptional repressor, BRCA2 interacting. Gene Ontology annotation, cellular component: nucleoplasm. The record is from RefSeq and is a predicted model, not a curated record. The transcript has 18 exons. NCBI's taxonomy places the organism in Eukaryota, Metazoa, Chordata, Amphibia, Anura, Pelobatidae. Gene Ontology annotation, biological process: regulation of DNA-templated transcription. Bases 94 to 3888 code for a protein of 1264 amino acids.
GCCGCAAUCAAACCAAGCGGAUUUGUGCUGGCCGAGCUGCCCGCGACCGAGCCUUCCCCGGGAGGGAGGGAGGUCUCCGGAUCAGGGGUAAAGAUGCCCGUGGUGUGGCCAACACUCCUGGACUUCAGCAGGGAUGAAUGCAAGAGGAUCCUCCGCAAGCUGGAACUGGAGGCGUAUGCGGGUGUUAUCAGCGCUCUCCGUGCGCAAGGAGACUUAAGCAGAGAGAAAAAGGACCUGCUUGGGGAGCUCUCCAAAGUAUUAAGCAUCUCGACGGAGCGGCACCGAGCGGAGGUGCGCAGAGCGGUGAACGAUGAACGGCUCACCACCAUCGCGCACAACAUGUCCGGUCCGAACAGCUCUUCCGAGUGGUCCAUUGAGGGACGGCGGUUGGUGCCCCUGAUGCCGCGGCUCGUGCCGCAGACCGCGUUCACAGCCACCGCCAACGCCGUAGCCAAUGCUGCCGGACAACACAACUCAUCCCUUCCCGACCCCGCGGAGACGGGCAACAAGGAAGUCGUAGUGUGUUACUCUUACACUAGCACUACAUCCACUCCCACAUCCACUCCGGUUCCCAGCGGUAGCGUGGCCACCGUGAAGUCUCCGCGACCGGCCAGUCCUGCGUCCAACGUCGUGGUGCUCCCGAGCGGCAGCACGGUCUAUGUUAAAAGCGUCAACUGUUCAGACGAUGACGAGAAGCCGCGGAAACGGAGACGUACCAACUCCAGCAGCUCCUCUCCUGUGGUCCUGAAGGAUGUCCCCAAAACCCCUACCCCAGUGUCCAAAACCAUCACGGUACCGGUUACCGGCAGCCCCAAAAUGAGUAACAUCAUGCAGAGCAUCGCCAACUCCCUCCCCCCUCACAUGUCUCCUGUGAAGAUCACCUUCACCAAACCCACCACGCAAACCACGAACACCUCCACGCAGAAGGUGAUUAUAGUCACGACCUCUCCGAGCUCCACUUUCGUCCCCAACAUCUUAUCGAAGUCUCACAACUACGCCGCCAUUACCAAGCUGGUUCCUACCUCGGUCAUAACGUCCACCACCCAGAAAGCGCCUGCGGUUGUCGCCUCCUCGCAGACCUCCGUAGGACAGACUCCGUCGAGCGGGAGCGUGGCUGUCACCGCAGUGGUGUCUUCUACGCCGUCGCUGGUCAUGUCCACGGUGGCACAGGGUGUCUCGACGUCGGCAGUCAAGGUGGCGACCAACAGACUCCCCUCUCCGAAGAGCUUGAUGGCCUCCCCCGGGCAGAUCUUGGCUCAGUUUCCGAAACAAUACCAGCAGUCCUCAAAGAACCAGGUUCACCAGGUGCCACAAUCGGCCACCCAGAUGACGCAGGCGGCUACAGUGUCUCACACAUCCACCGCUCUGCAGUCUCAGGUGCCCCCCGGGGUCAAACCUACCAUUCAGAUCAAGCAGGAGUCAGGCGUUAAGAUCAUCACUCAGCAGGUCCAGCCCAGUAAGAUCCUACCCAAGCCAGUGACCCCGGGGAUGCCGAACAGCAGCAAUGCUCCCAUCAUGGUGGUCAGCAGCAACGGGGCCAUCAUGACGACAAAACUCGUCACCACUCCUGGUGGUACUCAGGCCACGUACACGCGCCCGGCUGUCAGCUCGGCCCUGAGCGCUCGAAUGACUGCCACCCCUGGGGCAACAUAUGUGAAGACCACCAGCGGAAGCAUAAUCACCGUGGUGCCCAAGUCCUUAGCUACUCUUGGGGGAAAAAUCAUCAGCAGCAACAUUGUAUCAGGCACAACCACCAAGAUCACCACCAUUCCCAUGACGUCAAAGCCGAACGUUAUUGUGGUGCAGAAAACGACAGGCAAAGGGGCGACUAUCCAGGGACUCCCGGGCAAAAAUGUGGUUACCACGCUGCUGAACGCUGGGGGUGAAAAGGCUUUGCAGGCGAUGCCAGCAGGAACCAAGCCAGCAAUUAUCACAGCCACCCGGCCCAUCACCAAGAUGAUAGUUACCCAACCGAAGGGCAUGGCGUCUGCUGUGCAGCCGGCCGCCAAAAUCAUUCCCACCAAGAUAGUGUACGGGCAGCAGGGGAAGACGCAGGUCCUCAUUAAACCAAAGCCGGUGACGUUCCAGGCGACCAUGAUGAGCGAGCAAACCAGGCAGCUGGUUACAGAAACGCUCCAGCAGGCUUCGCGGGUGGUGGAGACCACAAGCGCCACCAUCCAGGAGGUGAAGGAAGACACGGAAAGCAGUUCCUCUUCCACCGAGUCCUCGCAGAGCUCCGAUUCCCAGCCUGUGGUUCAUGUUAUAGCUUCUCAAGGGCAGGAGUGGUCAGAGCAUGAAAUCGCGUUGGACACGGGUCCGACCAUCAUAUACCAGGAUAUAGCCGGAGAGUCUCAGUCGGCCACAUCCACCAUCAAGGCCCUCAUGGAGCUCCAGCAGAACACAGGUAAAGUCCGCCAGGUGGCGUCCACCUCCACCGUGAGCUCUGGGGAAGUGCCUCUCACCUCUCUCCUCCAAGUCAGCCACCCGUCGCAGCACCUGCACUCCUCGCAGACCACCCGCACCUUGCUGCAGCACGUCUCCCAGUCUCAGUCGGCGGCGCAGGCGUCCGUGGUCGUAAAGUCCAUCCCUACGUCAUCGGCGGGAGCGAUCACUCAUCUCAUGCAGCAGGCUUUGAGCAGCCACGCAGCUUUUGCCAAGAGAACGGAGGAGACCGUUACGGAGGAAGGAGAGGUCGAGGAGAUGGACACCCUGGACCCGCAGACAGGACUCUUCUACAGGUCUGCCUUGGCCCAGAAGCAGCAGAAGCAGAUCCACCUGCACCAGGAAGGCGCCCACCUCCAAGUGAAGACCGUGCAGUCCUUACAGACCAAGCAGAAGCAGAUCAUCCAGCUGCAGCCAGAGCAGAUCCAGCACAAGAUCCAGCAGAGCGCCCAGCUGUCCAUCCGCCAGCAGAGGAUCGGCCCCCUGUCACAGGACGGCGUCCAACAGCGCCACAUGCUGGUUAAAGAGAGACAGGUGCCCUCCCUGGUGUCCCAGCCCCAGCAGACCGUGGUGCAGGUGCUAGCGGUGAAGACCACCCAACAGCUACCCAAACUGCAGCAUGUCCAGGGCCAGCAGAAGAUCUACGUGCCGUCGCAGGUGUCCCAGACCCCGGUGCAGCUGUCAACAUCUUCUGAGAAAACGUCUACAACACAGGUACCCCAAACCAUAGUGUCGCAAGGAUCCGCUGUCACCAAGAUCACCUUCGAGGGACAUCAGCCUCCUAUGGUGUCCAAAGCUACUGUUGGCGAGUGUCUUCCCAAACUCACCCCGGCAGUCGCCAGCAUCCUGCCCUCAUCUGUGGUGACGGAGAAGCCUUCUGUGUCGGACAUCUUGAAAAUGUCGAUGAUGGAGGCAGAUAUCGACCCAAACGUUGAGCCCAUGAUUGUGGACCCUCCAAGCAAAGUUACCCCCAUCAUUAAACCUAUGCCAGUAUUAACUGAGGGGUCCAUACCCGCACAGGCCACAAGGCUACCUGUAUCCAGCACCGUCACGUCUACGGUCCCCCCUCCACCCAAAUGUUUUCCAGCCCCCAUAAUCACCGCUGCGCCCGCUGGCGCCCUUCCUGUUCCUUUACCGCCGCCUCCUCCGCUAACCAGGAAAGUCGACGUGCCGGUCGCCAGUCAGAUCAUCCAGAUCCAAAACGUCCCGCAAAAGAGAACCGAAGAAGUGCCUUCUGAGAUUAUCAUCCAGACCAUCCCUCAGUAUCCCAUCCCUUGUCGCUCCAGCUCCAAUGUGGUGGUGGAACCCAGCGGCCUCCUGGAGAUGAAUAACUUCACCAGCCAGAGGCUCGGAGACGAGGAUACGGUCAUCAUACAGGACGGGGACAGCGGCGGCAUGGAGGAGCGGAGCCAGCGCAACCCGACGCUCAACAUCGACAACAUGUAGCACCUUCGCCGAAGC